Messenger RNA from Fimicolochytrium jonesii, 2970 nucleotides. RefSeq lists its product as uncharacterized. The transcript has 10 exons. The coding region runs from base 123 to 2909 and encodes 928 amino acids. The record is from RefSeq and is a predicted model, not a curated record. NCBI's taxonomy places the organism in Eukaryota, Fungi, Chytridiomycota, Chytridiomycetes, Spizellomycetales, Powellomycetaceae.
GUUUACACGAUGCUACAAGGUUAUGCUGACGCACAUCCAUAUGGCCGUCGCCGCCAUGAAGUCCCUAGCCGUAGCUUCUCCAGCGCUCCUUGCGACGCAUGGCCACUUGUACAUGAACGGAGAUGCGGGUGCGCCUUCGGUAUUUAGCGACGCUGUGGAUAUGGUCGGGUUUGGCUGAGCUCACAGGAACGCGCGCGUCGUAUGCGAGGGACGUCCGGGCUGUUUCCAGGACAGAUGUAACGCCCAUCAACGCAUCAAAUGUACAUCGCCAGCGACGAAGUUUCGAAGCGAUAAAUACAGCCGAUCCCUUGGCCAAUUCGAGCAGCUACUAUGCCGAAUUGUCCCAGCCUGGGUAUGGUCUCUGGAUCUGGACGAACAUCGGGCGCCUUACUCGCCUCCGUCAGCGGAAUGGCCCCCACAUGCCGUUGCCGAUCAUUGGCCACUCAUCCGGCAACUCAUCCAGCUCGGUGAAGACCGUUACUUUUGAUCAGGAUGCCUUGAAGACGUACUUCCUGCCUGUAGCGAUAUUUGUGGGAUUCCUUCUCCUCAUAUUUCUGAUGACGUGCUGUAGCGGAUGUUUCGUGUGGUGGACACGAAAGACAAGGCUGCAGCGCACGCAGAAAGAGCCCUACACCUUUGCGCAGAAGGCGCGAACUGGAACCAGCCUAGGCAUCAUCUCCCUGUUCUGGGUAGCAGCUAUAGCAUGGGGCUUCUCAGCCACACAAUACCUCGACCGCUCAGUCUACAUCUUCUCCGACUCCACGGACUACUCCUUCCGGAACGUCAAAAACACCGUCACGAACUUCAGCGCGACAGUCAACGACACAUUCCUCGCCGUCGAAAACGGGACCUCCGCCCAAUUACGUACGGCUGCCCAUUACUUCACGGCCUCUGAGAGCGUCGCCCCUAUACAAUCCCAGAUCGCCACCCUCGUCAGCAGCAGCCAGGCAAUGGGGAAUCUGACAACCGCGCUCCUCAACAUAAGCACCACCUUUAUGAACCAGAAAGCAGCCCUAGCAAACACAGCCAACGGAGACGUCACCAAACUGCAAACCGCCCUCAUCGAUAACAACGACGCCGCAACCCUCCUCACCUCCUUCGUCAACUUCGACUCCGGGGGCGUCAAUUACCAGUACAAAUGGAACGUCUCACCGGUUCCAACCGUACCGGACGAGACCACCUUAGACACCCCACGCGAUGCAGCGAUGAACUCGGAUAGUCUCACUGACCAGUUGGUGAAUUAUUUGGCUACUGUACCGGACAUGGCAGCGAUCGCGGUGUCGGCGGCAGGCGCGGCGGGAGAUUUGCCGAGCACGUUAAGGGGUGUGCAGGAAGUUGGGAUUGUUGAUAUACAGAAUAAUUUCACGUCGACGGUGGACGCGCUACUCCGAAUGGACAUCGUAGGAGCACUGGCGGCGUUGAAUGCUUCGAUUGAUGAUGUUCAGCCGACGGUGGAUACGAUGGCGGCCGUAUAUCCGAAAUAUAAACUAUACAGAUGGUUCAUCCUGGGUAUCCUCUUCUCCUUACCGGCAGUGAUCUUAGCAACGGUGCACAUCGGCAUUGGGCGAAAGAAACCCGCUGUUGUCCGAUGUUGCUUGUGUGGAGCUGUGCCGUAUACGCUGUUGGCACUGUUUUCGACUGUUGUCUUGUUGUGCGCUAGUAUUCUUCUUGGGGAAGCAUGCACCAUCAUAUCCGACCGCAGCACCAACGGCACAGCUACAAUGACCUCCCUACUCACAUCCCUCAACCCAACCGCAUCAACCACCUACACCAAAGCCCUCCUAGCGCGCGACAGCUGCAUCGCGCGCACAGCCUUUCUAGAGAUCUUGGACGGGGUCAUACCCCCCACGACUCUGAACUACUCGAUCCAAACCCUGCCUGCCAAGCUUGCCGGGAUUUUGGACGGGCAGGAGUUUGGGGGGGUUGCGGGGGGGAUGAGUGUUGGAGCGGUUAUUGGAGAUCCUGGUGACCUCUCGAUCGCGCCAUCUAUCGCUACUACGCUUUCUUCGAUUAUAGCAAAUUAUCCGAGCACGGAUUUGAUCGAUCUCCGCUCGGCUGUUGAUGCCCUGAAGACGACCGUCCAGAAGAUUAUAGACAGCCUUCACGGCACGUCUGCCGAAACCGAUGCCGAUAACUAUCCGAAAAUCCAGGCGUCGGAUGUUAACACCACCGCUGUAUUGCCUGACGCUCUCCAAGACGCAAUCAAUCGUCUGCAGCGCCGGAUAACCGCCGUCCGAAACGAAUACAUCUCUAUCCGCGAUACCGAGCUACAAGCCGUGUUGAGGCGGAUUACGGCCGUUGAAGACCUGCGAACUAGCAUGACACCGGCACUUAACGCAAUCAGCGACUCGGCUACCCGGAUCCCUUCAGAUUUCCAAACCGUCAACUCAUCGUUAACUAAUUAUCUCGACGCCAACAAACCGAAGAUCACGGACCGUAUCGCGGCAUCUCGCGCAGAUAUCAAAGCCAUGGCCCUCUCCACCACCAACACCAACCUCAACACAAACUACCGCUGCGACGCCCCCGCGAUCAAUACCGUAGACAUGGAACUAGCAAUCUGCGACGGCGCCCUCCCAUCCCUCGACGCCCUCCACCUCUCCCUCCUCAUCCUCAGCCUCACCGGCACCCUCCUCCUCCCCACCCUCCUUCGCGCCGCCCAUCGCCUAGCCGACCCUACCGCUAACAACCCCCUAGAAGACUCCAGAGAACGCACGCGCGCAAGAGUCUUGAAGAAACGCAUGGAGAGGAGGGUUAGGAAGGGGGACGUGGAGGCUGGGCAGGUUAAAUGGGACAUGCCCAGGGUGGAUAAAUUGGAGAUGGUGAAGGUGAGCAGAGAUGGUCCGCCCAACACCGGGCAUCUACGUCAACUUCACAGGACCCGCACACCCAUGAGCAACAGCCGCCCGUAACAUACACCCACGAAACCCCUCCCCAGCCCACCCGCGCAUACAUCAUCUCAGACACCACCAC